ACUGCCCCCGAGAAGGAAGGUUCCGUGUGGGCCGGAAGUGAAGGGCAAGGUGGCUCCCCGAGCGGAAGUAGCCCGGGCCGAGGGGGAGGGAAGGCGGCCGACAGCGAGCGACUGAGGAGGAUGAACAACAAAUUCGACGCUCUGAAGGACGAUGACAGUGGAGACCAUGACCAGAACGAAGAGAACGGCACACAGAAAGAGGGUGAGAAGGAAAAAAACGACAGAGAAAAAUCCCACGGCAGCAGCAAGAGGAAGGCUGUGGUUCCAGGCCCAGCUGAGCACCCCCUGCAGUAUAAUUACACCUUCUGGUACUCCAGACGGACGCCCGGGAGGCCCACCAGCUCGCAGAGCUACGAACAGAACAUCAAGCAAAUCGGCACCUUUGCCUCGGUGGAGCAGUUCUGGAGAUUUUACAGUCACAUGGUCCGUCCCGGGGACCUGACGGGGCACAGCGACUUCCACCUGUUCAAAGAAGGAAUCAAACCCAUGUGGGAGGACGAUGCCAACAAGAACGGCGGCAAGUGGAUUAUCCGCCUACGGAAGGGCUUGGCCUCUCGCUGCUGGGAGAACCUCAUUUUGGCCAUGCUGGGAGAACAAUUCAUGGUGGGCGAAGAAAUCUGUGGGGCGGUCGUAUCUGUUCGUUUCCAGGAGGAUAUCAUCUCCAUAUGGAACAAAACAGCCAGCGACCAAGCGACCACCGCCCGGAUACGGGACACGUUACGGCGCGUGCUCAACCUGCCCCCCAACACCAUCAUGGAGUACAAAACGCACACGGACAGCAUCAAGGCCUGGGAGGAGUUUCAUGGGCUGGUGAACAACAGCGGUCGCUGACAGGGCGCUCUCCCUCCCUCUCUCACCCACCCAGGGGAUAACUCAAGCUUCCGAAAUACCAAGAUCACUUUGUGAGGAGGGGAAGGGCGGCGCUCGGCUCUUCCUCCUCCAUCUGGCCCAGACAAAAGGGGGAGGGGGUAUCCCCACGCAGGCCCCGCAGUCUCGGCCUGCCGAGGAGGUUUGCACCUUUCCCCUGGGCUUUUCCCGCCUGUAUCAAAGACUGACCUCCUAGCGCCCAAACGUCUUGGCUGGCUGAGCGGGUGGCUUUUCCGUGGUGUUCCUCAGCGGCCUCGGGCGCCUCCUGCCUCGCUUCUGUUUGAUGCGGAGGAUCCUUCUAUCAAGGGCCUUUUUGCUGCCCAGGGAUUUUUCAGUAUUACGAGCAUCUCUGCAUCCUGCCACGGAGGCAGCCUGAUGAUUGGCAAAUUGCCCCCCUCCCUGUUCACCUCUGCCAAUAAAUAAUGAGGCCUCUG
This is a messenger RNA of Sphaerodactylus townsendi, 1301 nucleotides long. RefSeq names its product eukaryotic translation initiation factor 4E family member 2 (gene EIF4E2). Lineage: Eukaryota; Metazoa; Chordata; Lepidosauria; Squamata; Sphaerodactylidae. Gene Ontology annotation, molecular function: translation initiation factor activity; RNA 7-methylguanosine cap binding. The record is from RefSeq and is a predicted model, not a curated record. Gene Ontology annotation, cellular component: cytoplasm; eukaryotic translation initiation factor 4F complex. The coding region runs from base 121 to 831 and encodes 236 amino acids. The transcript has 8 exons. Gene Ontology annotation, biological process: translational initiation.